Messenger RNA from Melopsittacus undulatus (budgerigar), 3599 nucleotides. It is a transcript of the gene NFKBIZ, whose product is annotated as NFKB inhibitor zeta. Bases 90 to 2186 code for a protein of 698 amino acids. Lineage: Eukaryota; Metazoa; Chordata; Aves; Psittaciformes; Psittaculidae. Gene Ontology annotation, biological process: regulation of gene expression. Gene Ontology annotation, cellular component: nucleus. The record is from RefSeq and is a predicted model, not a curated record. The transcript is spliced from 12 exons. Gene Ontology annotation, molecular function: DNA binding; POU domain binding.
GUCGCGGCGACUGAGUAGCCCUGGCUGUGCCUGUGGCCUCUCCGCCGCCCGCCGCCCUCCUCCUCCGACCACCGCCUCACGGCACCGCCAUGAUCGUGGAAAGCAGCCGGGACGCGGCGCCCGAUGGCGGCGACGGCAGCGCCCUCAGCAGCCCCAUCAAUCUCGCUUACUUCUACGGGGCGUCGCCCCACUCCAGCGAGGGCAGCUGUUCGCCGGCACACUCCGGCCCGGGGUCGCCGGCCUCUGAUUCGGACCUCUCGGUGAGCAGCCGCGGCGGCGGCCGGAGGGACUCCCGGGGCAAUGCCCGCCCCGCGCUACAAGCUGAACAGCACAUGGGGGGCGGAAAGCAGCACAGGGGACCUUUCCAGGGGGUUCGUGUGAAGAACUCCGUGAAGGAGCUCCUGUUGCACUUCAGGAGCAGCAAACAGAUGUCCUCGGGCUCCGCCACAGAGGAAGGCAAGGCACAAGGAGGAUUGGUGAACUACGAGCAAUACACAGCAGAGUUGAAGAGCAUACAAGGUCACAGUGGCAAAAGAAAGGCUCCAGAGCUGCUUUCUGAUGGACUGUCUUUUAAGCGCCAAGCUAAUGUUCACCCACACCUCCUGACGCCACCUCAGACACCAACUUCUAUGGAUAACAUGGAGGAGACUCAUAAAAACAACCCAAAGCAUGACAGCAAUUCUGAUCUUCUUCAGAACAUUAUAAACAUCAAGAACGAGUCGAGCCCCAUUUCUCUGAACACAGUGCAGGUCAGCUGGUUGCGCACUAUGUCUAGUCACAACUCACCUGGUGAGCAGUACCAGGAGAGCCCAGGAGCACAGGCUUUCUCCCCAUCCCAGAAGUACCAUGCAUUCCAAGAUCACACCUCGCAGCAUAUGCUUGAUCCACCGCAGCAUUACCAGUUUCCUCCAUCCCAGAACCAAGAUUUGUCACAGACCUAUCCUUCAGAUGCCUCUGUGGAGUACAGGCCCUUUGCUGCCAAUGAUCAGUCUCCUGGCUACCAGCAGAAUACCUUUGAGAGCCAUGAGCUGCAGUACUGCCCAUCACAGAGCUUCUCCUCCCUCUUGAACGACUCUGAGGGUUCAGAGGGUAUCUUUGCUCCUCUCCAGCUGCUGAGCAGUGCCCACCUGCAGCCUGAUGUCAACCCCCACCCUCCAAACUUCAGCUUGCUUUCCAGUAACAUCUGUGAUAGUCUGGAGCGCAGUGUCUCUUUGGCUACUCUGAAUGCCUCUCUACCUGACCAAAGCAUCACCAGAAACACGACUCAGCUGAAGUCAUUUUUUCAGUGGCAGGUAGAGCAGGAGGAAAACAAACUGGCCAGCAUCUCUCAAGAACAAUUCCUUGCAAAAGACUCUGAUGGAGACACCUUCCUUCACAUUGCUGUUGCCCAGGGCCGACGAGCACUCUCCUAUGUUCUUGCAAGGAAGAUGGCUGCCCUGCACAUGCUUGAUAUUAAGGAGCACAAUGGCCAGAGUGCUUUCCAGGUUGCUGUGGCUGCCAAUCAGCAUCUCAUUGUGCAGGACUUGGUUAGUUUGGGGGCUCAAGUCAAUACAACGGACUGCUGGGGUAGAACACCGUUGCAUGUUUGUGCUGAGAAGGGGCAUGCCCAGGUCCUUCAGGCAAUCCAAAAAGGAGCCAUGGGAAGCAAUCAGUAUGUGGACCUUGAGGCUACAAACUAUGAAGGUUUGACAGCAUUGCACUGUGCUGUUCUGGCCCAUAAUGCUGUGUUGCAUGAGCUGCAGAACAGUCAGCCACCUCACUCCCCUGAGGUCCAGGAGCUUCUGUUGAGAAACAAGAGCCUGGUAGAAACCAUCAAGACUCUGAUACAAAUGGGAGCCUCUGUUGAAGCUAAAGAUCGCAAGAGUGGUCGUUCAGCUUUACAUUUGGCAGCAGAAGAAGCAAACCUAGAGCUCAUUCGUCUCUUUUUGGAACUGCCCAACUGCCUGUCUUUUGUCAAUGCAAAGGCUUAUAAUGGCAACACAGCACUCCAUGUGGCUGCCAGCCUGCAGUAUCGGGUGAGUCAGUUGGAUGCUGUGCGUCUGCUCAUGCGAAAGGGAGCUGAUCCAAGUGCCAGAAACUUGGAGAAUGAGCAGCCAGUUCAUCUGGUUCCUGAUGGCCUUGUAGGAGAGCAGAUAAGACGUAUCCUAAAAGGGAAGGCGAUUCAGCAGAGGGCGUCCCCAUUUUAAGCUCCAUGUUCCUUGGAGUUCAGCAACUUACACUCACUGUCAGUCAGGCAGUCCUAAUAUAUCUGUAAAUAGACCAUUUGUCUGGUGUGGGCAAAUGUUAGUUGUUUCUAUGAAACAAAAGUAUUUUGUUCACUAUCAUAUAGUGGGUUAUAUAAGAAUUAAAAAAAAACCCAACCAAAAAAAACCAACAACCCAACAAACAGACGAAAAUCUAACAAUCAAAUUCUUCUGAGCAAAUGGGAACAUUUCAUUCCUAAGUAUGUGGAAUAUUUGCCUGGGUACAUGAAUUUCCUAGCUAUGGCAAGUCUAAUUUUAUUUAAACUGUCUGAGACAUGUCAACAUUGCAGAGCUUUUUUUUUCUCACUUAAAACAUUAAGUGCAAAAGAAAUUAAAUAUUUUUUAAUUUGAACAUUUAUUUAUGCAACUUUGUAGCUUUCUUCCAGUAGCUCAUACAUAGUCACUGUCAUUUGUACAGCUGUAUAUAGUUCUAAGAAUCCACUGAUCAUUUGGGGAAUGAUCUGAAGAAACAAGUUCCUUUAUCUUGAACUUGCAAAUUGCUUGUAGAGUUUUUAUACUGUACUGGUGCAAACAGAAUUCUGUUGGUUUGAAAGGCUGAAAACCAAAAGUAUCAUUAGAGUGUCCAUAGCACUGAUUUGUGUAUGCCUUUGGAGUUCUUAAUGAAAUGCAAAAAGUUCAGAGGACUGCCUCAGUUUUUCUUGUACCCAGGAGUUUUUUCUUUUGAUGGGACGGUAGACUGAGGGAGAAAGAUCACGACUUCUGUAGCCUGUGUAUGACUUUGUACUUCAGAGAGAGUAUGAUCUUGUUUCAGUGAAAGUAUUUAGCGUGUACUUAACUGUUAAUGCAUGCUGAAAUAUCUACAUAUUAAUCGUAAUACUUCAACAUGUGUAAGCCUCACUAGUUUCAGUAGGACUUGAGCACAUGCUUAAGUAGUCUGCUAAGUUGGGCUCUGAUUAAAUUUAGAGACUUGGUGUUUUUCACCUUCUAAGCAGAGUUAAUCCAUUUAUGGUUUUACCUUAUAGGUAUGGUGGCUAGCCAAGUAAUAUUUGAACUUGAUGUUUUUCUAUUUUUUAAUAAUUAUGAGUAUUAAUGCAAAAUGUAUACUUAUGAUGCUCUAUACUUGUGUUCUGUUGGAGAAAACUUCCUGUCACUUUCUGAAUGAUCCAUGCUGGGCUGUAAUCCAGUAAUAUGUUCUCUCUGUGGUCUUUGCUCUUAAACUGGUUUUGCCUCACAUGCAGUUAUCUGUCCUAACUGUUCAGUCUGAUUGUGCUGUUUUGACAAAGUAUGUCUUGUAUACAAGCUAAGUAAAAAAAAUCUGAUAUGCGGAGACUUAGUUGCAAUGUAUUUCCUGAAGGUUCUCAUGUAAGUUGUGAUUGAAUAAACAUGCUAAUUAAA